Molecule: messenger RNA, 1517 nt
Organism: Chlorocebus sabaeus (green monkey)
Lineage: Eukaryota; Metazoa; Chordata; Mammalia; Primates; Cercopithecidae
Gene: CCDC152
Product: coiled-coil domain containing 152
Source: RefSeq, a predicted model, not a curated record
GUCAGCCCCAGAGGCAGCGGCAAGGGAGACUGUGGGAAACUGGGAGCAACGGCAGACAUGGACCAAAGCAGUGAAGGAUGUAUGAAAAAGAUUAGCAGUGUGAAUCUUGACAAACUUAUUAAUGACUUCUCACAGAUAGAAAAGAAAAUGAUAGAAACCAAUGGAAAGAACAAUAUACUGGAUAUUCAGUUGGAAAAGACAAACUGUCUAUUAAAAGUAAUGCAAGCAAAGGAGGUCUCAAUUAAAGAAGAAUGUGCUACUCUUCAUAAUAUAAUUAAAGGGCUACAACAGACCAUUGAAUGUCAACAGAAUUUGAAAGGUGAAAAUGAACAACUAAAAAUAAGUGCUGAUCUUAUAAAAGAGAAGUUGAAGUCUCAUGAACAGGAAUAUAAGAAUAAUAUUGCCAAACUUGUAAGUGAAAUGAAAAUCAAAGAGGAGGGAUAUAAGACAGAAAUAAGCAAACUUUAUCAGGACAUGCAGAAAAAAGUUGAAUUAAACGAAGAAAAGCACAAAGAGCUAAUAGAGAAAAAGGAGAUGGAAAUUUCAGAGUUAAAUGCAAAGCUAAGAAGUCAAGAAAAAGAAAAGCAAAAUGAAAUAAUCAAGCUACAGCUAGAGUUUGAUGCCAAACUAGCAAGAGUUCAGACUAAAUCAAAAUCAUAUCCGGAUUCUACUGCUUUGCCACAAAGUAUCUACAGAAGGAAACUGCAACAUUUUCAAGAAGAAAAAAACAAGGAGAUUGCAAUUCUUCGUAAUACCAUUCGCGAUUUAGAGCAACGCCUUUCUGUCGGCAAAGAUUCUCACCUUAAGCGUAGACGGUUUUGAGCUUAGCAGUAAAUUCAUUAGUUGGUAUUUAUUUAAAAGCAAUAGAAAGUUUCAAUAUACACAUACAGCCUACACAACAAAAAAGUCAGCUUUAAGGGUUUUAUUGAAUUUAUUUGGACAAAUCCAUACUGUAUCCAAUUGUGUACUGCAUUCUUGCUUAAUAGUAUUAACCGUAAAGGAGGUCAGGUUUACAGGGUUUGGUUUACCUAUUAAACCAUCAUUGACUAUGGAAAUACUUACUAAGCAAUAUAGAGACAGACAAUAUUCUUUAUCUUUCCCCUUAUAUCUUUUAAGACAGCCACGCAAGUUUUAGAAGAGUGUGAUACAACAUUAGAGAAAGAAAGAUACAAAGGCUUUAUUCAUGUGUGAUAGUAAAAAUAAGGAUAUAAGUCUUAGAUAUACAGAAGAUAAAUGGAUAUUUAAAAUAUAGUUAUAUAUGCUUUUAUAGCAAAAUACUCAUGUGUUAAGUAUUUCUGGAUCUUAAAAUACAAAAUCCACUUAUUAGUUAAAAGUGUAAGAUUGAAAAGACAAGGAUAAUAUUGUUUUGAGAGAUAAGUAAAGAAAAAAAUGGAAAGCAUGUCUUUGUUGUUCUUCCUCCAUUCUAAAUUGCUAACUAUCCAACAGAAACCCCUAGGUCAUAGUUUACGUUUCUAUUCUCAUUAAAGCAAAUAGAACACUGGAAAAAGAAAAAAAAA